UUUGAGCUCUACGUCUCGCCGUAAGCAAAAGAGGGCGUGGCUUCCAAGAUGUAACGGAAGUAGUAAAGCAUCACGGGAAAACACGUGUGGAGCUGUGCUGUAACAUCGCACGAAAACCCAGUUGGUUGAUGCUUUCAUCAGGCUCUUCCAAAUAAUCACCAUGGCCUCCAAAAACACUGUAAGGGGUGACGACCGCUUCACGAAGGUCCAGAAGGACCCUCGUUUCUGGGAGAUGCCCAGCAGAGAGCACAAAGUCAAAAUUGACAAGCGUUUCAAGUCCAUGUUCCACGACGAACGCUUUAAACUGAAGUAUACAGUUGAUAAACGUGGCCGACCCGUCAGCCAUACGUCCACCGAGGACCUCAAGCGUUUCUACAAGCUCUCUGACUCCGAGCAGUCAGACGAGGAAGAGGAGAACGAGAAGACGGAAAAGCCCAAGAAGGAAAAGAAAGUGAAAAAGGCUGAUGAGGAACCUCAGGUUGAGGAUGAAGAAGAGAGCGAUGAAUCUGAAGAGGAGGAAGACGCCGAGAAGAUCCCGAAGACAAAAGAAGCUAAGAAAACAAAAGAGCCUCUGGUAAAGGGAGUGAGAGUGUUUGAAGAAGAUGAGGACGAGGAAUCUGGUGUUGAAGAGGAUGAGGAAGAUGAUGAAGAUGUGGAAGAGGGUCCUUCUGAGGGUGAGGAUGAGGAGGAGGAGGCUGAUGAAGAUGACGAGAGCGAGUCGGGUGAUGACAGCGGACCAGAUCUGGCCCGAGGGAAGGGUAACAUUGAGACCAGCUCUGAUGAAGAUGAUGAUGAUGAUGAAGAGCUGGAGGAAUAUCUGCGCCGUGAGGAAGAGGAGAUUGAGCAUGACUGGGGAGAGAUGUGGAAAGAUGCUCCAUGCGGUGACAAUACCUCCCGACGGCUGGCGGUUUGUAACAUGAACUGGGACAGACUGAAAGCUAAAGAUCUUCUGGCUCUCUUCAGUUCGUUUAAGCCCAAAGGAGGCGUGGUGCUGUCUGUGACGAUCUAUCCGUCUGAGUUCGGGAAGGAGAGGAUGAGUGCAGAACAGACUCAGGGUCCGCUGGAGCUCACCAGCCUCCCGGAGAACCCUGACACCGACACAGAGGAGCAAAGGAUCUACCGAGAGAAAGUGCGAGACUAUCAGUUCAAGCGUCUGAGGUAUUACUACGCCGUGGUGGAGUGUGACUCCGUCGAAACAGCAGCAAAGAUUUACGAGGAGUGUGAUGGCUAUGAGUACGAGAGCAGCUGCUCGAUGAUCGACCUGCGGUUUAUCCCUGAUGACGUGACGUUUGACGACGAGCCCAAAGACAGAGCCACUGAUGUGGAUUACAGUUCCUACAAGCCCAAACUCUUCACAUCCACGGCCACCACCACAGCCAAGGUUGAGCUGACGUGGGAUGAAACGGAUCACGACCGGGUCACGGCUCUCUGCAGGAAGUUCAAUAAAGACGACCUGUUGGACAUGGACUUCAAGGCUUACCUGGCCUCCUCCAGUGAGGAGGAGGAUGAGGAUGAGGAAGAGGUAGAGCCACAGACAGAAGCUGAGAAGCCCGUUGAGCCUCUUCCUGAGGAGAAAAAGGGCAGUAAAGAGAAGAAGAGUACAGAGCAGAUCGCUAAAUACAGACAACUACUGAAGAGCAUUCAGGACAAAGACAAGGAGAAGGAUGACGGCAUGGAUAUGGAAGUCACAUGGGUUCCAGGACUGAAGGAAACAACUGAAAAGCUUGUGAAGAAUAAAAUGGAGGGCAAAGAUCAGCUGACUCCGUGGGAGCAGUACCUGCAGAAGAGAAAGGAGAAAAAGAAAGAUAAAAGGAAAGGAAAGAAGGAAGCUGCGGAGGCGGAGCCUGUGAUCAGUGAUGAUGAACUUCCUGCUGAUGUUGACCUCAAUGACCCCUUCUUCAAAGAGGAGCUCGGCUCAACAGCAUCCCUGAAAAACAAAAAGAACAAGAAGAACAGGAAGAAGGAUGAAGGGAGGACACCAGAAGAACAGGAAGAGCUGGAGAGACAGAGGGCUGAGAUGGAGCUGCUGAUGGACGAUGAAGAAGACAAGCACAAACAUUUCAACUACGACAAGAUCGUAGAGCAGCAGAACCUGAGCAAGAAGAAGAGGAAGAAACUCCUGAAGAGCAACACGCCUCUGGAGGAGGACGACUUCCAGGUGGACGUUCAAGACUCUCGCUUCCAGGCCAUGUUCACGUCCCAUCUCUACAACCUGGACCCGUCCGACCCGGCCUACAAGAAGACCAAAGCAACGCAGAGCAUCUUAGAGGAGAAACAGAGACGCAGAGAGGAGCGACAGCACAGCCAGGAGGAGACGCUGAAGAGCAGAGCCGCGCAGGAGAAGGACGGAGCAGAGGCACCAUCAUCCUCCACUAAAGUCAUGGACCCCAGUUUAUCACUGCUCAUCAAAUCCAUCAAGAACAAAACUGAACAGUUUCAAGCACGCAAGAAACAAAAGACAAAAUGACUCAAGUCUGAAGUGGAUUCAUUGCUGUUUUAUAUAACAGAGUCUUUGUGUGUUAGUUUAGUGACUCAUUUGUGCUUGGAGACAAAAUGAGAAGUUUUUGAUAAUAAACAUCAUACUUUCUCCUAGUUCAAAAUCGAUAAAUUAUGUUUGCUUCAGAUUUUUGUAAUCGACCUGCCAUUUAUGGACGAAAUCGUCAAGGGUUUGUUUACACUGUACACAAAAUCUCAUGAUCUGCUGCUUCAGACCGGUGUAUCUAGAUCAGUGCUUCCCAAACCUGUUCUCAAGAAACCCAAAUACUACAUGUUUUGUGUGUCUCCCUCAUCUAACACACCUGAUUCAGCUCAUCAGCUCAUUAGUAGAGAUUGCAAGAGCUAAGUGUGACCUGCUGUAGUUUGAGGCUAAGCGUAUCCCAUCAUUCAUCAAGUGCUCUGAAAUCAUGAGAUUUUCAAGGUUUCAAAUUAAUUGGAUUAUACAUCCAUUUUGGUAGUACAAUGUAAAGUGUAGCAGAUUUAAUUGGUGCAGAGAUGAGCAUGUGUACAGUGUAAAAUGCUGUUUUGAGUCCAAUAUAGGUAAUUUGUGUAGAUCCAGGGAGUUUUCAAAGUUGAAUAGAGGAGGUGGGUUUGUGAGGAGUCAGUCGCAAUGAAAUGAGAACCAUGUUUUGAGUCAUCAAAAAAGAAAAAAAUGAUGUUUGAAAUUAAGUCAGUCAUGCAGAAUUAGUAUUGUAAUUUUAGUGGUGUUCUGCAAAAAAUAAAUACUAUUUCUUUAUUUUACAGCCAA
Messenger RNA from Onychostoma macrolepis, 3244 nucleotides. RefSeq names its product ESF1, nucleolar pre-rRNA processing protein, homolog (S. cerevisiae) (gene esf1). Gene Ontology annotation, biological process: rRNA processing. Lineage: Eukaryota; Metazoa; Chordata; Actinopteri; Cypriniformes; Cyprinidae. Gene Ontology annotation, cellular component: nucleus. Bases 161 to 2467 code for a protein of 768 amino acids. Gene Ontology annotation, molecular function: RNA binding. The transcript is spliced from 13 exons. The record is from RefSeq and is a predicted model, not a curated record.